AUGCUCCACAAUACCAUUAACUCAACAAUUUCUGGGAUUCAAUUCACACUUGAAAAGGAAGUGGACAGCAAACUCCCAUUUCUGGAUGCUCUCGUGCAGCGUAAGGUCGACAGAACAUAACGCACAUCUGUGUACCGAAAAGAAACUUACGCUGAAAUCAUUCUACCUUAUAAGAGCAACCAGCCCAUUUCUCACAAGCGGAGUGCCGUAAACAGUCUGCUUAGUCGAGCAAAAACACAUUGUUCGGAUGAAAAAGGCUAUCGAGCCGAAAUGAACUACUGGUACGAAUUAUUUUCGCAAAAUGGAUACCUUAAGGAUUUUGUACGCAGAUGCAUGAGGCAGCGAGAAUCAAGGGAGAAGGAGCCGGGUAGUUCCAAUCAGACGCCUGAACUAAGCACAUGGCGGACUCUUCCUUACAUCAAGAAUGUGUCUGAACUUGUCGAAAGACACUUAAGGAAGCACCAAAUUCGAGUAGCGCACAAACCUACGACUACUUUGCGCUCUCAGCUGGUACAUCCUAAGGAUAGUGUUAACCAGCUGAACAAGAAAGAGAGCGUCUACAAGAUACCGUGUGAUGCAUGUGCUGCCGUCUAUUGUGGCCAGACUGUAAAAUCCGCGUCAACACGCAUCCAUGAGCACCAGUUGGCAGUAAAGAGACGAGACUAUCUGUCUCAGGUAGCCAUGCAUACUCUGGACACCGGGCACACUUUUGCUUGGGACAAAGCUCGCGUUGUCGCGGUCUGUCCUUUCAAGAAAGGCCUAGAAUUUCUCGAGGCAAUGCACUCUGAUGAAUCAUGCAUCAACCGGCAUAUCGAGUUGGAUGCCGUGUACAGAAACCUGAAGGAGAAAUGGAAGAGAAGGGAGCCAACCAGCUCAGGCUGAUACACGGCGGCCGCCAACCGGCGCACACGCCAUGCAAGUAUCGAUUUUUUGUGCACUCUUGACGUUAGCUGUUUCUCGCUUUCACAUGCGCUUUCCGCUUGCGUCUGACGACGACCUGGGGAACCAGCGUCGAAAAUUUACGCAAUAAACCCUCUGGUCCCACAGAACCCAUCUCUUUUCAACAUAUAUACAUAUAUAUACUGGCUAUCCCUCUCCUUGAUCCGGUCCUUUGUAUUUGCGCACGCACACCAGUGCGACCACUGUUUCAAAUGGGAUGACACGGAGGUCAUCUUCACGGCCAACACAAAACAGGCAAGAGAAUUUCCAGAGGCAUGGCACUCUAAACCGUACAGCAUCAACCGCCAUGUUUACCUAGACGCCCAUUAUGAGGGCCUAAAAUCACGUCUCACUGAGCUGAGCCCCACGCCGCAUCAGCGGCUACCAAUCCCGGCGCCCACAGUUCCUCUAACUGACAGUUCUCCCUUCCCUCUAACACGGGGAACCGUAACUGUUCUCUCGCCCCCACCCGGCUCAGAGCAAAACAUGACUCCCUGCACGCAUCAUUUCUCACACGCUAAUGGUCCGCCCAUCAAUGAUUGUUCUGCUGCGUCAACUAGUCUUUUGGGAUUGUUUAUAUAUGCAUAUACACAUAUAUAUAAUGGUAGAGGGCGCUCACCGAUCGUUCAUACGAAAAUCACACGUUCCGUUGUGCCCUACGGGCUCUCUCUCGAGCCCAACCAACAGCCGCACAGCGGCGCAUGAUAUAGGCUGUACGUUAUUACCGUCAGAGACAAUGGAGACUGGAAUAACCAUCUCUGGCUUAUCGGCCGUCGUCAGCCAGUCAUUCCCAAACCCGAAGUAGGGAACACCCGAGGCUCGAACUCGCUACCUGCUAGUUAGAAAUCCUCGCCUCUAACAACUGGGUAACGAGCCUCGGGUGUUCGGCACUUUGGGGUUGGGUAUGACUGGUUAACGACUGCUCAUAACACAGAAAUGGCCAUUCCAGUCUCCCUUGAAUUUAUCGGUAGUGCCAUUCUGCAUAUAUAUGAUGCGUCGCUGUGCCGCAGUUGGUUGGGCUCCAUAGAGCCCGUAAAGCAAAACGGCUGCUGCAAUGCGGAGUGUCAUUCCGCGUUUCCAGCAUCACUGCGAUCUGCUACAUUACCAAGUAUGAUCUUAACCUACUUGGUCUCGACUGGAUUGAACAACUUGGGUUGACCGAUAUGCUGCUCCACGUUCUUUGCAGUCAGGUGUAGAUUCCCGCUGUGCUUGCAGACCAAGCCAAAGACAUUCUCCAACGGUUUGCUCCAGUGUGCCAAGACGGCCUGGGUCGUUGCACGUACACUCAAGCCGUGCUACAUCUGUCUCCUGGAAAUCAACCAGUCUUCCGUCCAAAGCGACCAGUCCCAUAUGCAGCCCUACCACUUGUCGAGGCUGAAUUGAAGCGUCUAGAGGAAUUGGGAGUUCUGGUUCCUGUAUCCUACUCCGCCUGGGCCGCUCCAAUCGUUGUGUUUAAGGAGCCCAAUGGCUCUAUCCGCAUUUGUGCUGACUUCUCCACCGGUCUCAAUGCCGCGCUGACGGCGAACUGCUAUCCAUUACCGGUUCCGGCUGAUCUUUUCACCCUGCUGAAUGGUGGCACUUGCUUUGCCAAGUUGGAUCUUGCUGAUGCGUAUCUGCAGAUCGAGGUCGCCCCAGAGUCGCGCGAAUUGUUGACCAUCAAUGCCCACCGCGGUCUGUUCCAAUACACCAGGCUGCUCUUUGGUGUCAAGACCGCCCCGGCCCUAUUCCAACAAACGAUGAACGCAAUGCUCUCCGGCAUCCCUGGCACAGCUGGGUACCUGGACGACAUCAUCAUCGUGGAUCGCUCCCCUGCCGAGCUGCAAGACCGAGUGUGCGCAGUACUCGAACGCGUGCAGGAAUAUGGCUUUCGGCUGCGGGUCGACAAGUGCCAAUUCUUCCUCGACUCUAUCAAGUACCUCGGAUUUGUUUUUGACGUCACUGGUCGCCAUCCAGCUCCUUAA
Spirometra erinaceieuropaei is the source of this 2900-nucleotide messenger RNA. The record is from the annotation of a GenBank genome assembly. NCBI's taxonomy places the organism in Eukaryota, Metazoa, Platyhelminthes, Cestoda, Diphyllobothriidea, Diphyllobothriidae.